AUAAUCGUCUGUAUUCACUUUGCCUUGACUACAUGGGCAACCUUGUAUACAUUUCUGCCGACUUCUUAMGUGUUUAGCAAUUUUCUUUUGUUUAUUGUUGGAUUAUGGGCAAUAGCUGACUCACAGCGCACUGAUCCGUCCGUGAUGUUUCUGUUGGYCAUGAUCUUCACUAUCAUCAGUGACAUUGUUGCUAUUGCUAUCUAUUAUGACUCUAGAUUGGGUGAUUUACCAAACGGGUCCACACUUAGAUUCACUGCUGGUAUGGCUAUUCUCAAUCUUAUCCUCAAGCCACUGUUCUGUAUUUGCAUUUUCUUGGAUUUCCGAAAUCGAGGCGGUGAAGUGGACACAAGAUGGGCAGAAAACCCUUACAUCACUAUUGCAGGACGAGAUGGCGGCGAGAAGCCAGCUGGCGCACCACAGCCAUAAGAAAUAAGCUAGAUCAAGAUAAAGCAUUGUACGCCAUAUUCAUAUCCGUGGAACAUUGGGUGGGAGACUGGUGGUGAUACUGGUUAGCCUUCUAUCCCGGCCUCCAGUGUCAGUUGAGUCAGGGUUUUUUCCCCAUUCUCGUUACCAUAUCCUCCUCGGUUGUCUCGGCUUUGGAAAACCCUACAAACUCUUGCAAUUUGAUUGACUUUUAAGAAGAACGAUAGAUCUUCUAGAUCUAUUGGAUAAUCGAUGUUUUUAUUCCUCAUUUGUAGAUUUCACAAAGCCAAAGGCUUGUCCAUGCUUGUCUUGCUAGCUUGUCUUGGAAAGAGUUCGAGCAUGCGCCCUGAGGACGCGGUCGCAAUAUUCCUUGCUUCUGGUUGUAGGGUUUUCCAACGACAACCGAGGAGGAUCUGAGAACGAGAAUGGGUUUUUGCCAGUCUUGGAUGCGCGGGGAGUAGGGACGAGUUCCAAAACAGGAAAAAUUACCAAAUUGACUGAACUGAAUCUGGAGGGGAAAAGGGACCGUGAAUAGUCUCUUUUCGUCCAAGAAGCAAAAUUAUGGCUAAGAAUUUGUUUUGCUCCCCAACUGUUUUACUUGUUUGUUUGAAUGUUUCUUUCUCUGUUUGUUUCUUUUGUUUUUUUUCCUUUUUUCUUUGUUGUUUUUUUUUUCUUAUUUCAUGGCAAUUGUCCUCGUUAUCAAGUUCGUUACCAGGAUAAUAAAGAAUUCUUCUGAUUCUUUGACAUCCUUCAUGUGACAUUGCGUGUCGUUAAAAAUAGUAUUGAAAGCAAAAGCGGAAGGUUUAUAAUCUUAGAAACAGAAAUUGGAGAAAAUCCAGCUAUUGUCGUAAAUAUUUAUAUUCCUAAAAACCUGUGACGUUAGCCAAAGCAUUUCUUUAAACGUUCAUUACCAGUCUCCCACGGUUUUUUAAGAUAUGAAUUAGGUGGACAGAUAUUGGCACACGCCUUACUGAUUUUUUUUUUUUUAAAACUUACAUAGUAUAGUGAUUAUAAUAUAGGACAAUAUGUGGAUUAUACGAUACGCUAUAAAAUAACAGUUAGAAAUCUCGCGUUCUGAUUGGUUGGGAGCGCUUGUUUUAUACGGAAAGCACAGAGCACGCGCGCGCACUUUCAGUUUGCAUCUUAUCUUUGGGCGUCACCUUCCCGUCCCCAACCAGUAAGUCUCGGGUUUGAUUUCACACAAACUCCGCAUCACAUCCCUUGAUUCAAGAGUUUUUCUUCAGUAUUUCUCCCUCCAGAAAGCCUAGCACGCCAAAAAGGACGUUUGCAUGAUGGCGUCAUUUGACUCCCACUACCGAGUUGCUUCGCCAAUUUUUUUAAAUUUUAUUUAAAUUUGUAUUCCCUCAUGAGAAUAGUAAGACAAUUGGUGCAUAUUAAACGAAAAAAAGAAAGUGUGCAAGGGAGUCUCGUAGUGAAGGUCAAUGACGCGAUCAUGCAAACGUCCUAUUGAAGGUUUUAAGAACAUGUCUAUUUUUCUAUUAUUUGUAAUAUUUGCCAAUAUAUUCCAAAAAUAAAAUGUUUUGCUUUAGUU
Molecule: messenger RNA, 1975 nt
Organism: Actinia tenebrosa (Australian red waratah sea anemone)
Lineage: Eukaryota; Metazoa; Cnidaria; Anthozoa; Actiniaria; Actiniidae
Product: type-1 angiotensin II receptor-associated protein
Biological process (GO): angiotensin-activated signaling pathway
Cellular component (GO): plasma membrane
Source: RefSeq, a predicted model, not a curated record